AUGGACAGACCUCAGCGUCAGACUAUCAAACAAUCCUGUCGUAAUCUCAAGUCUAUUGAUAAUGACGAGUUUCGAAGAGAUCUUGUGAACUCUGACUUACUCCAAGACCCCCCGAAUGAUGUAAACCAACUUGCUGAGUUGUAUUCAUCCACAUUGUCAUCUCUCUUAGAUAAACAUGCUCCAUCAGCUCUGAAGGAAAUCAUUGUCAGAUCAGGGACUCCUUGGUACAAUGAGCAGGUUCUCUUAGCCAAGCGGAAACGCAGAGCUGCAGAGAGAAAAUGGCGGAAGAGUCGCCUUGAAAUUCACCGUCAGUUGUAUAAGUCUGAGCGGAACUCUUGUGCUAGGGCUCUUAGAGGAGCCAAAUCCAGUUACUGUACUAAGAAACUCUCUGACAAUGUGAAAAAUCCUUCCUUCUAUCACAAAUUCAUGGGAUCUCUACUUGGCAAGAAGAAUGAUACCCCAUUACCAUCGUCCACUAAUGACAAGGAUCUUGCAGACAAUUUUUCAGCCAACUUCUCAACGGCUUUCGACACAGUCAACCAUCAGAAGCUCCUCAGCCGUCUUCAGGAUGACUAUAACAUACAAGGGGAUGCAUUGGCCUGGUUCCAUUCCUAUCUGAGCACGAGGAGUCAGUCAGUUCUUGUCUCUGAAAGCAUGUCUGAGUCAACGAUCCUAGAGUGUGGUGUACCCCAGGGCUCAGUCCUUGGGUCGCUUCUCUUUGUGUUAUACACAAACCCUUUGGAGAAGGUCAUUGAUAACUUUGAUGUGAAUCACCACGCAUUUGCAGACGACCUCCAAUUUGAUGGAUUCCUUCAAACCAGAGGAUGUACAAAUAGCCAGAUCAAGGGUGAGGCAGUGCACGAAGGCAAUUAG
Haliotis rubra (blacklip abalone) is the source of this 873-nucleotide messenger RNA. RefSeq lists its product as uncharacterized. Bases 1 to 873 code for a protein of 290 amino acids. The transcript is spliced from 2 exons. Lineage: Eukaryota; Metazoa; Mollusca; Gastropoda; Lepetellida; Haliotidae. The record is from RefSeq and is a predicted model, not a curated record.